Molecule: messenger RNA, 5036 nt
Organism: Anolis carolinensis (green anole)
Lineage: Eukaryota; Metazoa; Chordata; Lepidosauria; Squamata; Anolidae
Gene: kcnh6
Product: potassium voltage-gated channel subfamily H member 6
Biological process (GO): regulation of ventricular cardiac muscle cell membrane repolarization; membrane repolarization during action potential; potassium ion transmembrane transport
Cellular component (GO): plasma membrane
Molecular function (GO): inward rectifier potassium channel activity
Source: RefSeq, a predicted model, not a curated record
UGGCCGCCCAGUCAGGGAGCCUAGAAGAGGAGGAGGAAGAGGAGGCGGCGAGGAAGAAGCAGGGAAGGAGGGGCUCUCCAAAGCAGCAGGGCGACAGGAGCCGGGGGGCCGCCCAGCCUUGGCGGAAAGCCCCCCAUUCCCCUGCAAGGGGUCCCCAAGAGAGAGCAUAGCAGCCCCCCCCCCCCCAAGAGGAGCUCUUUGUGCAAAGCCGAACUUUUCUUUCCCUCGUCGAAGCCGUGGAUGCGAAGGGAAACCCGACAAGAUGCCUGUCAGGAGGGGGCAUGUGGCCCCCCAGAACAUCUACUUGGAUACAAUCAUCCGGAAAUUUGAAGGACAAAAUCGCAAGUUCAUCAUUGCCAAUGCACAAAUGGAUAACUGUGCCAUCAUUUACUGCAAUGACGGUUUCUGUGAAAUGUUUGGCUACUCCCGGGUGGAGGUGAUGCAACGGCCAUGCACCUGUGAUUUCCUCAGAGGGCCUGACACUACACUCAACUCCAUUGCACAGCUGGGCCAGGCAUUGCUUGGAUCGGAGGAGUGUAAGCUGGAGAUUCUCUACUACAGAAAAGACACAUCUUGCAUCCGAUGCUUGGUGGAUGUGGUCCCUGUGAAGAAUGAGGAAGGUGUUGUCAUCAUGUUCAUCUUGAACUUUGAGGAUCUAGCAGCUAUCAUAGCUAAAAGUGCUCGACAAUCUCUACAUCAGCGUCUUUCCCAAGGAUGGCGAUCAGAUUCUUCUUAUGUCAAGACCAGCCAGAAUUCCACAUCAGAUUCUGACCUCAAGUAUAGAACGAUCAGUCAGAUUCCACAGUUCACCCUCAACUUUGUAGAGUUCAAUCUAGAGAAACACCGCUCAGGUUCCACCACAGAAAUUGAGAUUAUAGCACCCCACAAAGUGAUGGAGCGAACCCAGAAUGUAACGGAAAAGGUCACACAGGUCCUCUCACUGGGAGCUGAUGUACUACCUGAAUACAAAUUGCAGACACCACGCAUCCACCGAUGGACCAUCUUGCACUACAGUCCGUUCAAGGCAGUAUGGGACUGGCUCAUUCUGUUGCUGGUCAUCUACACAGCUGUCUUCACACCCUAUUCAGCCGCCUUCCUGCUUAAUGAAGAGCAAGAGGAGAAGCUCUCCGAAUGCAGCUAUAAAUGUGACCCACUCUACAUCAUUGACCUCAUUGUGGACAUAAUGUUUAUUGUUGACAUCAUCAUCAACUUCCGCACCACUUACGUCAAUAUCAAUGAUGAGGUAGUAAGCCAUCCAGCCAAGAUUGCCAUCCACUACUUCAAGGGCUGGUUUCUCAUUGACAUGGUGGCUGCCAUCCCCUUUGAUUUGCUCAUCUUCCGCAAUGGAUCAGACGAAACAACAACAUUGAUUGGACUCCUGAAGACAGCACGACUGCUUCGCUUAGUGAGAGUAGCCCGCAAGUUGGACCGCUAUUCUGAGUAUGGGGCUGCUGUGCUCUUCUUGCUCAUGUGCACAUUUGCCCUCAUUGCCCAUUGGCUAGCCUGCAUUUGGUAUGCCAUUGGCAAUGUGGAGCGACCUUACAUGGAGCAUAAAAUUGGAUGGCUAGACAACCUUGGUGAUCAAAUUGGGAAACGCUACAAUGACAGUGACCUCUCAUCUGGCCCCUCCAUCAAGGACAAAUAUGUGACUGCCCUCUACUUCACCUUCAGUAGCCUUACCAGUGUUGGUUUUGGCAACGUCUCUCCCAAUACCAACUCUGAGAAGAUCUUCUCCAUCUGUGUCAUGUUGAUUGGCUCUCUCAUGUAUGCAAGCAUCUUUGGCAACGUCUCUGCCAUCAUCCAACGCUUGUAUUCUGGCACGGCUCGCUACCACACCCAGAUGCUGAGGGUUAAGGAGUUUAUCCGUUUCCAUCAAAUCCCCAACCCAUUACGCCAGCGCCUUGAAGAAUAUUUCCAGCAUGCCUGGUCCUAUACCAAUGGUAUCGAUAUGAAUGCGGUGCUGAAAGGGUUUCCAGACUGCCUGCAGGCUGAUAUCUGCCUCCACCUCAACCGCACUCUUCUCCAAAACUGCAAGGCCUUCCGGGGUGCUACCAAAGGCUGCCUAAGGGCUUUGGCCAUGAAGUUCAGGACAACUCAUGCACCACCUGGGGACACCCUGGUGCAUUAUGGUGAUGUCCUCACCACUCUAUAUUUCAUCUCACGUGGCUCCAUUGAGAUCCUCAGGGAGGACAUUGUUGUGGCCAUUCUAGGAAAGAAUGACAUAUUUGGUGAACCAAUCAGUCUCUACGCAAGGCCUGGGAAAUCCAAUGCUGAUGUGCGAGCCCUCACUUAUUGCGACUUGCACAAGAUCCAGCGGGAAGACCUCCUGGAAGUCUUGGAUAUGUACCCAGCUUUCUCAGACAAUUUCUGGAGCAAUCUAGAGAUAACAUUCAAUUUAAGAGAUGCAGAUAGUGUUCCUCGUUCACCACUCAGCGAAGAGUAUGCCUGCAACUAUCGUCGGGCACGUCGCCAUAAGCGUUCCCUCUGCAAAGUUAACAAAAUUGACCCAGACGGCUUGGAUACAGGCAUCUCAGACCCAGAGCAGUACCAUGCGUACUCUGAGCUGACCCAGCUACAGCGUCCCCACAGCAAGGACCAUUGGGAUGAUAUGUGCAGUACUACAACACCGUGCUCCCAGACAAGUGAAGAGGAGGCCAAAGUGCCCAGCCCCACCAAGGGUGAAUCUUUCAUAUUGACUGAAAAGAACAACUAUGCACCAGCAGUGAUAAGCCUGAUUAGUGAUGACACCGAGAUUGACAAACUGAUGACUGAUGACAGCCUACCCUUUGCAGCAACACCAUUGGAUGUUUCCAACCUGUUCACAUUCUGGGAGGAUAAGAGGCCUACAUCCCUUACAGAGCCUCUCCAGCAUAUGUCCCUGGUACAUAGCCCUUUGGACGCACAGCCCAUGGAGAUGCCUCCACAUUCUGAUAACAGACCACAACAGAUUGAAUCCAAAUUGGAGUGCCUCCAGGCACAAAUCAGCAGAUUGGAAUCCAGGAUGUCUUCUGACAUGAAUCUCAUCCUGCAGCUGCUGCAGCGACAACUUUCUCAAGUGCCACCUUCAUAUAGCUCCAUCUCACCCUCCUCCCACAAUUUGGCUUUGUACAACAUGGGCCUAAGGAGCACAGAACCUGCCUCACCUGUAGGAGAAGAGGAGCUGACUCCCACAAGAGAGAAUCUAAAUUACUCUGAAACUGAAAAAACCCAGCUGAAAUCCAGGGACUCCUUUUCGAGUGGUGUACACCUAACUGUGGCUUCAGAUGAAACCAUGACAAUCAGUUCUGAGCAAGAGCAUUACUCACAGAUCCUGCCUAACCAAGAGCCACACCGGAGGGCACCAGGUGAACAGGGACUCUUCCGAGGAUCUCGUUUCCCUUCCCUUCCUGAGCACCUUGAGGCACCUUUGGAGCACUUGGACAUUCAGAGACAUCUCUCUGACCCAUUGCUUCCUGCAACUUAGGAAUCAAAUUCCAGCUCAGAGCCCCAAGCAAGAGGAAGUUGAACUGACAAGCUACUUAGCUGAUUUUAAUUGUUGCACUUGGAAGAGGAUACUGAUGGCUCAGGGGAUUACUUGUAGCCAUCUCUUGCCCUCUCUGAAGGGAGCAAAUUUUUAAAAAUGGAGUGGCUUCCAAGACCAUUGAUCUCAGAAGUGGUACUCCAUAAAGUAGACUUCAGGUGCACAUUUUCUCCUCACCAGUUUGAAGAGGAGUGGCAUGUAUAUGCUGACUGUCGUCCUCUUCCACACUCUCAGUCUUGCAUCUGUUAGUUGCAAGCAAUGUGAUGCCAGGGUCUACAUUCACUUGUCUUUCUAGCAUGGUGGGACACAGAUGCAUUUCCAUACUUUAGUCAUAUAAUAUUGAGAUUUUUUUAUGGAAGAGGAGAUUGAUAAGUGAAAAAAUCUUCAGUUAUAGGCUACAAAGAAUGAAUGUAACUUUCUUUGCUGUAUCUAGUAUCAGAGCUUUAUAAUUCAUCAGGUAUGGCCCUGUAAAGGAAGGAAAAUUAAACCAAGGCCAUCCCUUUUAACAUGAAGAUACACUGAACCAUACAUGUUCUGCUCUAGAAGAUAGAGAGGACCAGUUCAUGUGUUUCUUUUUCCUUGCAUGGACAUUUUCUCUGUAGAAUAAAAACUACAGGAUGAAAGGGAAAAGUGUUCACUUCAGUCUCAUGCAGGGAUUUCAAUAGGAUUUUUGAACCUGUUAUUUCUAUUCAGGUCCCUUUCAGAGGCUGUAGUCCCUGACUACAUAGUUCCUGCCUAUGCUUUAAACCCCCAGGCAUUAAAUUAAGCUGUACAUCCCUCUGUAUAGUCCUGGCUGCAUACACGAUUGUGCAGAACUGUGUUCCACAGAAUUCUGUGGCAUUUUAAUACCAAAUAAGCAAUCAUAGGACUGCUGUUUCCACAUACAAAGUAAAUUUAUGGUUCUCCUGAACACCCUGCAACAAACAAAUCAGAUCCUAAGCUACCAUUGACCCAUGUUCUAUCUACUGAUUUUUAAAAUAAAAUUAACACUCUUCUCAUGAACUUUGGUAAACAUACUGGGUGGAGGAAACAUUCCAAUUUAGCUAGCUUUGUACUACAUUUCAGAAGUCUGUCUUCUACUUAGCCAUUUGCUGGGAAUAACUGAUUGUCUGGGCCGGUACUGUACCUUGUCAGGUAUGCAAAACGCAGGUACGUACAAAUAGGCUAUACUUUUUUACCAAUCUGCAAAGCUAGCAUAAGCACAAUUUCAGAAAAUCCUGGAAGAGGAAAAGCAAAACAAACAACUCUCUUUUUUCUAUGUGUAUGUAGACUUUCCCUCUUGGUUUCCCCAUGCCAAAACACUACAUAGAAACAUCGUAAAUGAAUCCUCAAAUCCUCCUCCCCAUUACCACCCCUCAAUUAGAUGCUGCAAUGGCCCUAGGCCAUCUACCCAAAAUAACAUAUUAAAACUCCCAGUGGAGAAUAGCAAGGGAAAAUAACUGUGAGCGUUUUCUUUUCUUUUCUUCUCAGGAGUGGUAGUGUACACUUUGCAAAUAAAGAUUAUUUUGACACCUAA